Molecule: messenger RNA, 1932 nt
Organism: Drosophila nasuta
Lineage: Eukaryota; Metazoa; Arthropoda; Insecta; Diptera; Drosophilidae
Product: peptide transporter family 1
Exons: 7
Coding region: 243-1892 (549 amino acids)
Biological process (GO): transmembrane transport
Cellular component (GO): membrane
Molecular function (GO): transmembrane transporter activity
Source: RefSeq, a predicted model, not a curated record
GUGGGCAUCGUCGACUAGACAGUUAGUAGCUGUAGUGCCGUGCUACACAACGGACGUUGGCGUGGGAGCAGCACGCUUGCCAAAGAGCGAGCACAUUGUGAGAGUGCAAAACCACAGACAUAAAAGCCACAAGGCACAAAACCAAAUCGGACACAACUCUGGUAACUUGAUCGGCUCAACUUAGAAACAAAACAAAAACCGACAAGCAAGUUGCUUGAACAGCGGUUAAAAACACCUGGAAAAUGUAUCGAGCUACUGAAAUUGGCAGCGAAGAAACUUUGCCUGCGCUCGCGGAACUAACACAAGCAACAGCCGAUGGAGAAGCAUCACAGCUGACGAAACCACGCAGUUCCCUACCCAACUAUGGAUUUGCGCCCAUAUCAAACAUCCGUCUUGAGUACAAGUAUCCACGUGCCGUAUACUUCAUAUUGGCCACCAAGUUCUUUGAGGCUUUUGCGGCAAAUGGCAUGCGCACCAUCUUGGUUCUCUUCUUGCGGGAUGAUCUCAACUUUUCGGAAAGCUUCUCGACGAUCAUACUGCACAUAUUCAACUUCUUUGGCCAAUUCUGUCCCAUAAUUGGAGCCGUGCUCGCUGAUAGUUAUAUGGGCAAUGUUCGCACCAUAUCUGGGUUUUGUUUUCUCUAUGCUUUUGGAUGGUUCCUGCUGACGAUGACCACGCUGCCCUAUGUUGGCAUGCCAGUGACAGCAUUUUUGCUGGUAUCCAUUUCCUUUAUAGCAGUGGGUAACGGAUCAGUGCGAGCCUGCAUCACAUCGUUGGGUGCACUGCAGUUCAAGUUGCCGGAGCAAGCUGUAUUCUUAGCGGAGUACUUCUCCUUGUAUUAUUUUGUCUAUUAUUUUGGCAUAUUUGUAAGCAAAAUUAUUCCACCGCUAGUCAGAGCAAACACUCAAUGCUUCGACAAGACAACUUGCUAUCCAGCUGUGUUUGGCACAUUGGGCAGUUCCUUCAUGAUGGCUUGGUUCAUCUUUCUAGUUGGUAAAUACUUUUAUAAGUCGGAAAAGCUAUCCGGCGAUAAUAUUCUUUUCAAGUUCUGUGGCUGCAUUAAGACAGCGCUUGUGGGCAAGUGGAAACGUCGAAAGUCCAACAAGAAAUACACUUACUGGCUGCAGAAUGCUCUGGGUCCUUAUGAUGUGGACUUUGUCAACGAUGUGUCGAAAGUGUUGCGCAUUAGCAAGCUAUUCAUUCCGCUGCCCAUUUACUUCGCACUGCUCGCCCAGCAGGAUUCAAGCUGGACAUUUCAGGCGACUAUGAUGAACACUACAGUGAUGGGUGUGACUAUACAACCCGAUCAGGCAAAGGCUGUGGGUCCCAUCCUUCUAUUCAUAUUGAUACCGCUGUGGCAAUAUAUGACAGCUCCGCUGCUGCGUCGUCUAUUCGACUGGGAACUGCAACCGCUGCACAGCGUCACUAUUGGUGGAAUCUGCUCUGCUGGUGCUUUCUUUUGUGCUGGAGCGUUGCAAGAUCGAAUUAUGGCUGCACCCAUCAAUAGCAUCAACAUUGGAUGGCAAGUUCCGCAAUUUCUGCUGCUCAUGAUGGGCGAAUUGUUGCUUUCGAUUCCAGGACUGCAGUUUGCCUUCACCCAAGCGCCGGCCUCAAUGAAAUCUGUGGUUACCGCCGCCUGGUUUCUUAACAAUGCCUUCGGUAAUCUGAUUGUGGUGCUUAUUACGCAAUUAAAUAUGCUGAGCUCGCAGAAGGCCGAGUACUUCUUCUAUGCAGUGGUGAUGCUGAUAAGCAUUAUCAUAUUUGCUCUGCUGGCCUUUGAGUAUGCACUGCAGGAUCGUAGGCGUUACUUUCAAGCCAGGGAUUUAGUUGUGCUGCUGCCUGAAAAUCCAGACGAAAUGCCCACGUCCAGCAGCCAAAGGGCGAGUGUGUAGUUAAACCUUCAGUAUUGGUUUCCACUUCAAUUAUGGUAUG